AUGGAGCUGUUUUUCGUGCUGUUGAAACGGCCACAGGACGAGAGCUCAUGGAUUUCGAUACAAUUUCAGGUGGCCAUCAAGCACAUUUAUGUCAACCAAGGGGACGAGGACUAUGUGAUGCAGGAAAUCCUGGUUCAGCGGGACCAUAAGAACCCAAACAUCGUCAACUACCUGGACAGCUAUCUGGUGGGUGCUGAGCUGUGGCUGGUCCUGGAAUACCUCGAUGGGGGCUCCCUGGCUGAUGUGCUUCAGGUGACACGUAUGGAUGAAGGCCAGACAGCAACUGUCUGCAGGGAGUGUCUGCAAGGCUUGGACUGCCUUCAUUCCGACGGAGUCAUCCACAGGGACAUCAAAGGGUGUAACAUCCUGCUUGGAACGGACGGGUCUGUCAAACUGGCUGAUUUUGGCGUCUGCGCUCUGCUCACCCCGGAGCAGAACAAGAGGACCUCCUACGCUGGAACCCCCCGCUGGAUGGCUCCAGAAAUACUGAAGGAAGAGCCCUACGGCCCCAAGGUGGACAUCUGGUCCCUUGGCAUCACGACAGUGGAAAUGGCCAAAGGAGAACCUCCCUACGCCUCUGAAAAUGACAGCAAGGUAAGUGGCACGCCAGUAGAUGCCGUUGUCCUUCUGACUAUGAAAGAAGCAGAUGAAGUCUUGUGCUUCCUUUUUAUCGAGGUGGGCGACCUGAUUGCUGCCAACGGGACGCCAAAGCUGCAGAACCCGGAUGAGCUUUCUGCUGUCCUUCGUGACUUCCUCCAGCGCUGCCUGGAGGUGGAUGUGGACAGGCGAUGGUCUGCCAAGGACCUGCUGCAGCACCCAUUUGUGACGGCAGCAGGGCCGGUCUCCAACCUCAUCUCACUGACCCAUGCAGUAAAGGAAGCCAGGAACCGUGUCCACUAG
Messenger RNA from Dryobates pubescens (Downy woodpecker), 900 nucleotides. Its product is annotated as serine/threonine-protein kinase PAK 3. The transcript is spliced from 7 exons. Gene Ontology annotation, cellular component: cytoplasm. Gene Ontology annotation, biological process: regulation of axonogenesis; regulation of MAPK cascade; intracellular signal transduction. The record is from RefSeq and is a predicted model, not a curated record. Bases 1 to 900 code for a protein of 299 amino acids. Lineage: Eukaryota; Metazoa; Chordata; Aves; Piciformes; Picidae. Gene Ontology annotation, molecular function: protein serine/threonine kinase activity; ATP binding.